Leptidea sinapis is the source of this 2659-nucleotide messenger RNA. RefSeq names its product leucine-rich repeat-containing protein 40-like. The coding region runs from base 209 to 2014 and encodes 601 amino acids. The transcript has 13 exons. Lineage: Eukaryota; Metazoa; Arthropoda; Insecta; Lepidoptera; Pieridae. The record is from RefSeq and is a predicted model, not a curated record. Gene Ontology annotation, molecular function: protein binding.
UUUACCUACUAAAGUCAUGAAUAGUUUUAAUAUAUUAUUUUAUACAUUUUUUAACCUACAUUAGAAAACUUAAUACUAAAAUUUAUGUUUUAUUGUAUUUCUCUCUUGAUUUUAUGUUUGCAGGUUUAAUAGUCUUAUAAGGUAUAAAAAAUUGGAUCUAUUAAAAAGACUUGUUCAGCAGUCCUACUAAAUUUUUGACGUGGGUUGCAUGAAAAUUCGUGGAGAUACUAUGUGCGAUACAAAUAUCAGGCCUAGUACAGAUAACCCUUUUUAUUUAGACAAAAAAGCUGAUGAAAAUGAACUAUCAAUGGGCUUAAUUAAAUCCGCCAAGCGAACUGGCCACCUGAGUUUAUGCAACAGGGGACUUGGAACAGUACCCCCAAAUGUAUGGAAAAUUGAUGAACUUGUUAUGGAUGAUACAAAAGAGGUAGAUUUUUCAAGGUCAGAGCAAAACAGCUGGUGGAGUUGUGAACCACUGAAAAUGCUAGAUCUCAGUUCCAAUGUUAUAAAAGACAUAUCACCAAAUAUCAAAAUGCUUCAGGAACUUGUUACACUCAAGUUACAUGAUAAUGCAAUAAUGGCACUCCCAUCUGAAAUUUCCGAGUUGAAAAGCCUUUCAAAUCUAAGCCUGGACCGGAAUAAACUUACUGAACUUCCCAUUGAGUUCUACAAGCUGACAGAGCUGAGGUGGCUCAGUAUCUCACAUAAUAAACUCAAAAAAGUUGCUCCUGACAUUGGUGAUCUGGUUAUGUUAACAUUUCUGGAUCUGUCAUACAACAAGUUGGAAAAUCUACCCCCAGGCAUGGGGUACCUAGUGAGAUUGAUAGAACUCAACCUAUCUAACAAUGAACUUGGUGAGCUCCCACCUGAUAUUGUUAAUUUAAGAGAUUUAAAGAAAUUCAAUAUCAGUAACAACAAUUUGACAAUGUUGCCGCCACUUGGGGAGCUCAGGAAAAUGGAAGUAUUAGACGCUAAUCACAAUAACAUUGAGGAGUUGCCAGAUUUCUAUGGAUGUACAGCACUGAAGGAAAUAUAUUUAGCAAAUAACUAUAUUAAGAAAAUCACCGAAGAGUUCUGCGAUCAGAUGCAGCAUCUGAACGUGCUGAACAUCAGGGAUAAUAAACUGGAGGAGUUGCCGGAAAACGUGGCGCUGUUGCAGAAGUUAAAGAGGCUAGAUCUGACCAACAAUAGCUUGAAUAAGUUACCCCGUAACCUGGGUCUCCUGUCCCAACUGCAGAGCAUUAGCAUGGAAGGGAAUAAGCUGUCGUUCGUGCGCCAGGACGUGAUCCGCGGAGGCACCGACCGCAUGAUGAAGUACCUGCGAGACAGGAUGACGGAGGAGGUGGUCUGCGAGACCAGAUACGCAGCCGACUGGCCCGACAAGUACACGAUGAAGAAAAGCCAAUCAUUAAUGUUGCCGUCUCGGGACCUGUCUUCGGUUCCCGACGAUGUGUUCCGCACCGCGUCUGACGCCGAAGUGCACAUCAUUGAUAUAUCUAAGAACAAACUCACCGCCGUACCCACCGGAAUCUGUCACGUUCGCGAAACACUCUCGCAGUUGCUGCUAUCAUCCAACAGCAUCGAGUCGGUUCCGCCGGAGAUAAGUUGCUGCACCAACUUGCAGUACCUGGACUUGGGCAAGAACCUGAUCACAGACCUGCCGAUGCAGCUCGGAGACCUGAAGAAGUUGAGGGAGCUGGUCAUCUCUAAUAACAAGCUCACAAAGAUACCGCGGUGCGUUUAUGAGCUGGAAAGCCUCGAGAUCCUGCUGGCAGCGGAAAACCAGGUCACGGAGAUAAAUGUGUCUUCCGACGCCCUCGCUAAUCUCAAGAACCUGGCUGUACUGGAUCUCACAAACAACAGCAUCAUAUCUGUGCCUCCGGAACUAGGCAACUUUACACAUUUGAGGUCAUUAGAGUUGAUGGGUAAUUGCUUCAGACAACCUCGACACGCUAUCCUUGCGAAGGGCACCGCGACCAUUCUGUCAUAUCUCAGAGAUCGAAUACCCACUUAACUGUACGACUGUAUAUGUAUAUUCAAAAUCAUUUUCUUUUAGUAUUUAUGAAUGCAUUUUGGUAAAUUUGAUGGUUAUGGAAAGUAUUAAGAUUUUUUUGUCGCAAAUCGCCUGCUUACUAUACUUAGGUAUAGAUACCUACCGCGAGUAUUUGACAAUUACAAAUGUGUGCCAAUAUACAAUGAAUAUCGUUGUAGGCGCCUGCUCAAAUGAUUUUGGAUAUAAAUUUUUAGAUGCUAAUAUUAAAGAUAUUACAAAGAAAUAUUUCAAAAUUUAUAAAAAAGAAAAUUAAUUUUUAAAGUAUUAAAGCAACUGAAAUUAAAGUAUAAUCAUUUGGUUAUAUUAUUAUUAAGGCGACACUAAAUGCCAGCGACCUUGAGCGAUAUGAGUUCACGGCUGCCGGCCCGCCAUCUUUGUAACAAAGCCAAGAUUUUCAAAAUUCUUGGGUGGAAAACAGUUUAUAUGCUUACAAUCCUCGUUAUUCACUACUAAUCUGAAUAAAUGAACCUACACAAAAAAGUACAAGCUAUAAGAAUAACUUUUCUGAGAGAAGUACAAAAAAAAUGCGUCACGCCAUGCCAAAAAACUUGUUUAACUUCAAAGAAAAUCGGCAUUGUUAACUAUAAACAACAGCAAACAUUACAA